GGCUGCUCGGUAAACGGAGUCAGUCUCUCUCAGGUCUGAAGAGAAACGGAGGAAAAAGAAGCGGAGAGAGCGUCAGUCAGUCCGUCUGUCCGUCAGCCCCACAGCUACAGACAGGAAGCGACAGAAACAGAAGAAGAGGAGGAGGAAGAAGAGGAGGAAGAAGAAGAAGGACAAGAAGAAGAAGAAGAAGUGGUGUGUCGGAGUUGCUCAGUAGUUUUCCCUCGCGCUCCGGAGGGUCUCGGUGUGAACAUGGAGCGGACUGGAACUUUGCUGCUCUCUCUCGCGCUGCUUUCACUGGGACUAACGGGCGCGCGGGCGGACACCUUCAAAGCCUGUCUGUCUGGUCAGUCUCCAGACUGCACUCUGGUCCAGUCCAAGGAGGACGACUUCGAUUGGGAACAAGGAGACACCCGAGACCGACCGGUCAGCAACCCCUGGAUCCCUGCAGGUUCCUCCUUCCUGUUUGUGAACACAUCAGGUCGAUACAGCGGGCAGCGCGCUCAGCUGCUGCUGCCGCCGCUCAAAGAGAACGACACGCACUGUGUCAGCUUCCUGUUCUACCAGGCAGGAGGCCGCGAGGGCGCCACGCCCGCCACACUCAACGUCUAUGUCAAAGAGAACAACAGUCCUCUGGGAGUUCCCGUCUUUAACUCUUCAGGCCCCGCCUAUCACAUCUGGAAAGGGGUGGAGCUAGCUGUGUCCACCUUCUGGCCCAAUUACUACCAGGUGGUAUUCGAGGCGGUCAGCACCGGUCAGAGAGGAGUUCUAGCCAUCAAGGACAUCACACUGCAGGGACACCAGUGCAUGAGCACGCCUCACUUCCUGCACAUCAAAGGCGUGGAGGUGAACGCAGGACAGACGGCAACGUUUCACUGCACCGUCAAUGGCCGACCACAGAGCAACCUGCUGCUAUACCUGCAGGGAAUGGGUGGUCGACAGGCGAUUGUCAGAGAAACUAAACCGGUGAAUUCUCGGCGUUACGUUGCGAGCUUUGAUGUGGAGAACACAACAAAGGGAGACUCCGGACGCUAUCGCUGCAUUGCCCAAUCAGAGAGAGGUGUGGGCGUGUCCUCCUACGCUGACCUCACAGUCAAACAGCCUCCUGUACCCAUCGCCCCCCCUCAGCUGAUGGCGGUGGGCGCCACCUACCUCUGGAUCCAACUCAACGCCAACUCCAUCAAUGGAGAUGGACCGAUCAUUGAGAGAGAGGUGGAGUACCGUACGAUGUCGGGCAUGUUGAUUGACACCACACCUGUCGAUAAACCCACCCACAAGAUCGGACACCUGGACCCCGAUACCGAGUACGAGAUCAGCGUGCUGCUGACCAGGCCCCUGGAUGGAGGCACGGGAAACCCCGGACCCCCCCUCAGAGCCAGGACCAAGUGUGCAGAUCCCAUGCACGGCCCACGGCAUCUCGAGGUCGUCGACAUUCAGUCCAAACAGGUGACGGUAAGAUGGGAGCCAUUCGGAUACAACGUGACCCGCUGCCACAGCUACAACCUGACUGUACAGUACCGCUACAGACCUGCAGGGGCUGCCAGCAGGGAGCCGGUGAAGGAGGUGGUGUAUGACACCCUGAGCGUUGUGCCGCAGCACAUCGUGCGUAACCUUCCACCGUUCACCAACGUCAGCCUGAGACUCGUCUUGAGUAACCCGGAGGGACGCAAGGAGAGCGAGGAGUUGCUGGUGCUGACGGACGAGGACGUUCCCGGAGCUGUCCCCGUGGAUUCGAUCCUCGGCAGUAGUUAUGAGCAGCAGAUCAGUCUGAGCUGGAGGGAGCCGCUGCAGACGUAUGGCCUCAUCCGACAGUAUGAGAUCUCCUACAAAGCCCUGAGCUCCUUCGACACAGAGUUCGACCUGUCUAAUCAGAGCGGGAAGGUGUUCAAACAGGCCAAUGAGACGAGCCACGUGUUCACAGGCCUCUACCCAGGCUCCACCUACUCCUUCACAAUAAGAGCCUCCACCAUUAAAGGCUUCGGGCCUCCGGUCAUCACCCAGUUCACCACCAAGAUCUCAGCUCCUCUGAUGCCGGCGUAUGAUCAAGAGUCUCCUCUCAAUCAGACGGACUCCAGCGUCACUGUUAUGUUGAAACCGGCCCAGAGCCGGGGAGCUCCCGUCAGUAAGUACCAGGUGGUGGUGGAGGAGGAGCGCCCCCGCAGGCAGAGGAGAGGUACUGCAGAGAUCCUGCGCUGUUAUCCGGUGCCCAUUCACUUCCAGAACGCCACGCUGCUCAACUCUCAGUAUUACUUCAGUGCAGAGCUGCCGAUGAGUGAGCUGAGAGCCCCCAUGCCCUUCUGUGUCGGUGAUAACAGGACCUACAGCGGUUACUGGAAUGCUCCUCUGCUGCCUCACAAGAGUUAUGGGAUCUACUACCAGGCUGUCAGCACUGCUAACGGGGAAACAAAGAUCGACUGUGUGCGGGUGGCGACUAAAGCUGCUAUAAUCGUCACCCAGCUCACCACGCCGUACAUUCGCAUCGCUCCGGCGGCUGGCGACAAGCAGCUCCCAGGAGCUGCGACCAGGAAACCAGAACCAGAACAGGAGAAACAGUCGGAUCACACAGUGAAGAUCGCCGGCGCCAUCGCCGGCAUCCUGCUCUUCAUCAUCAUCUUCCUUGGAGUCAUCCUGCUGAUGAAGAAACGACGGAGAAAUUAUCACUCCUACACUUACUACCUCUGUGACCUCUGACCCCUGACCUUCACCAUGAG
Molecule: messenger RNA, 2708 nt
Organism: Epinephelus moara (kelp grouper)
Lineage: Eukaryota; Metazoa; Chordata; Actinopteri; Perciformes; Serranidae
Product: receptor-type tyrosine-protein phosphatase mu-like
Exons: 21
Coding region: 250-2688 (812 amino acids)
Cellular component (GO): membrane
Molecular function (GO): protein binding
Source: RefSeq, a predicted model, not a curated record